AUGCGUCUACAGGCAUCUAUACCCAUUAUCGAGGAGAUUCGCAGUAUCACUGGCAAUGCAGGACUCUCUAUUGGUGUGUUGCAUAAAGGAGAGGUGAUAUUCAGAGAAAACCUGGGCUACCGUGACGUAGAAAAUAAAGUCGCGCCAGACAGCGAUACUAUUUUUCCUAUAGCCUCCUUGACGAAGGCUCUCGUCGCCGCUGCUUUUGCUGAGUUGGUUGAUGAUGGGAAAUUGACUUGGGAAACAAAGUUGUCUGAUUUGGUUCCUGAGUACAAAAGUCUUACCGACGAUAUCAAGCUUCCUCAACUCGUCACGGAGGCCAACAUCGUUGAUUUGCUCGCUCACAGGCUUGGUCUUACAGCAGGGAACAACUUCUGGUCUCAAAAACAGCAGAUAGUCCUAGCCGACAAAACUGAGACUGCAAGAAUCUUGGGCUCAUUGCAGCCAGUGGCGGAAUUUCGCUCCAAAAUGGUAUAUUCAAACUGGGGCUACGGCCUUGCUGGAGAGAUCCUUGAAGACAUUUCCAAUCAAGGCCUGGGGACUUGUCUCAAAACCAAGUUGUUUGAACCAUUGAAUAUGGCACGCACUAAGCUUGGCCAUCUUGAUGACUCUAACAGCGCAAAGUCUUAUAUGGCUCUCGGCGAUGCAACGCCCUUCCUUGUACCGCCAACGGCCUAUGUGGAGGGGACUGCUCGAGCUGGUGCCGGUGCAUGCAAAAGCACAGUCAACGACCUCUUGGUACUUUACAACUCUUGGAUGGGAGCAGCAGCGGAACAACAGGAAUCUGGAAAUACCUUUUCACCGGAGUCUCCGAUUAGGAGGGCCUCAGAGCUAUGGACAAGCCAUGCUUCAAUGACGAAUGACACCAGUUACGGUCUUGGCUGGGUUUUGACUGAGCUUCCAGGGCAGGGAGGACUUGUCGGGGUCAACGGAUACGAGGCCGAUUCUAUGCCUAUAAUUGCAAAAGGCACAACUAAGCAACGUAUGGUAUAUCACCAAGGGUCUGUAUGUGGAGCCCUGAGUGCAGUGUAUCUUCUUCCCGACACGCGAACUGCAGUCAUUGUUCUGGGAAACUCUUUUGAUCUCUGCGAUACCCCUGACUGGGCUAGUCAAGUAUUGUUGGAGGCCAUUCUAGCUCCCACUGAGCCCAAUGACUAUAUUGAACUCGCAAGAAAAACAUCCGCCAAUGCGCUUUCGCAUCAUGAGCCAACUGCCACUCAACUACGCGAGGAAAAGGAGUCGGGAACCACCCCAAAGUCUCUCGACCAAUAUGAGGGUCGGUAUUACAAUAAAAUCGGGAAUUUCUUCCUUGAUAUCUCUAUCGAUGGAGAAGGCCUUCGCAUGGCUCCACAGGGCUAUGAUGCUGCAUCCUAUAGCUUGCACCAUUAUCACAAUGAUGUCUUCGCUUGGGACUGCAAUCGUGAUGCCGAGUCUAAAGAGGCACUUUACCCACAGUUUGCUAUUGGUUUUCAUCGAGUUAGAUUUGAAGCGGAUGAGAGCGGAAAUGUGGUGCAGUUCAAUUGGCAGAUUGACAAAGCAAUUGCCGAGGGAGAAACAUUCUUCAAAAAGGCUGAACCAAAGCUGUGA
Penicillium cosmopolitanum is the source of this 1587-nucleotide messenger RNA. RefSeq names its product D-aminoacylase. The coding region runs from base 1 to 1587 and encodes 528 amino acids. The transcript has a single exon. Lineage: Eukaryota; Fungi; Ascomycota; Eurotiomycetes; Eurotiales; Aspergillaceae. The record is from RefSeq and is a predicted model, not a curated record.